UGGAGGGGACGGGGGUGGGCAGGUGAGACCCCGCGGGACGCAGGUGAGACCCCUGAGGCACCUCCGCUGCCCCUGGAGCCCUGCGGGCAGGGGGGAGGUGGCACGGGACAGAUCCGGACGCGGCUCCACAUUAAGGUCCCGUCCGGGUGCGGGACCCCGGCUGCCCCCCCCGGGCACCCCCUCCCCGUUUCUUUUUCCUUCCUCGGGCUUUUUUGGGCCCCCCCAAGAAGCGGGGAGGGGCGGCUGAGGCCGGGGAUAAAUCAUUCCCGCUCCUCCGUGCCCGGUGAUGGCUCCGUCCGGGAACGGGGAGGCUCCUCCCAGGCGGAGACAAUGAUGUUAAAAAAGAAAAGAAAAGGGAAAAAAAAAAAUAAAGCAAAACAAAACAAAACAAAACAAAAAAAACAGCGCAACAAGCCAAAAAUACUCCUCUGGAUAAGGAAAUUCCUGCCCAUCGGGUUUGUCCUCGAGGGGUGGAUAAAUAGCCGGGAACCAGGCGCAGCUGGGGCAGGGAGUGGGUGGGGGGUCGCGGGCAGGGUGGGGGCUUCAUCCACUCGCGGGGAGGCCUCGAGGGCGCCGAGAUCAGCGCGGGUUUCGGCUCCGCUCUGCUUUGUCCCAGCAUGGCUUUCAGCCAGCUGAAAUUCAAGGAGCUGGGCGAGGAGGAGCCCACCUGGGAGCAGGAGAACCUGGAGAGCCUGAAGGCGCUGGCGGCCAAGCUGAAGCUGCAGACGCGCAGACCCUCGUACCUGGAGUGGGAGGCGCGGGUGAGGGGGCAGCGCUGGGGCACCCCCGGGGGCACCCCCGGGGCACAGCAGAGCCCCCCGCAGCCCCGGCAGCAGCAGCGUGGUGGCCUUUGUGGCUUUGCCACCCUGGAGGCGGCUCUGGAGUGGCUCAGGACGGAGCUGCGGGAGAUGCAGGCCCUGGACCAGCGGCUGGCGCAGCAGCUGAUGCGGCUGCGGGCGCGGCUGCACCGGCUGAAGGUGGAGCAGGCCUGCCACCAGCACAAGGAGAUGCUGGACGACGCCACCUUCGGCCUCGAGGGCUGCGAGGAAGACUCGGAUCUGCUGUGCACCAUCCCCCCCAAGGCCGCCUUCCUGCUCUCCACGCCGCUCAAGCACAUCGGCGUCACCCGCAUGAACAUCAACUCCCGCCGCUUCUCGCUCUGCUGAGCCCGCCCGGCGGCGCCGCCGUCCCUCGGGACUCGGGGCAGGUCGUGCUGCCGCCAGGGCGGUGACACGCUGAGGUGGCACGGGAAUGUCACCAUCCCCGUGGACAGGGGACUGUCACCAUCCCCAUAGGUGUCACCAUCCCACCGGGGCACGGGAAUGUCACCAUCCCCAUGGGCACAGGAAUGUCACCAUCACCUCCUUGGCAUGGCAAUGUCACCAUCACCACGGGCACGGGAAUGUCACCAUUAGCCCGCGUCAGGAGAGUGUCACCAUCCCCCCAUGGGCACAGGAGUGUCACCACCUCCAGGGCGUGGGAAUGUCACCAUCCCCAUGGCUGUCACCAUCCCCCCGGGUCACGGGAAUGUCACCAUCCCGGACUGUCACCAUCCCCAUGGACAGGGGACUGUCACCAUCCCCAUGGGCACCGAGAGUGUCACCAUCCCUUCUGGGCACGGGAAUGUCACCAUGUCACCAUGCCCAUGGGCACGGGAGUGUCACCAUCCCCCCAGGGCGUUUUGGGGCCUGGCCCUGGGGGUGUUGGGGUUCAGCCGGGUGGGAAAUGUGGGGUGCAGCCCUCUGAGGUGGAAUAAAAGGGGGUGAGGCUGAGA
Haemorhous mexicanus (house finch) is the source of this 1774-nucleotide messenger RNA. RefSeq names its product family with sequence similarity 167 member B (gene FAM167B). NCBI's taxonomy places the organism in Eukaryota, Metazoa, Chordata, Aves, Passeriformes, Fringillidae. Bases 618 to 1166 code for a protein of 182 amino acids. The record is from RefSeq and is a predicted model, not a curated record. The transcript is spliced from 2 exons.